Messenger RNA from Rosa chinensis, 3446 nucleotides. Its product is annotated as pentatricopeptide repeat-containing protein At3g16610. The coding region runs from base 127 to 2487 and encodes 786 amino acids. Gene Ontology annotation, biological process: RNA modification. The record is from RefSeq and is a predicted model, not a curated record. Lineage: Eukaryota; Viridiplantae; Streptophyta; Magnoliopsida; Rosales; Rosaceae. The transcript is spliced from 4 exons. Gene Ontology annotation, molecular function: protein binding; RNA binding.
UUGGGGAGCCCCCGCGUGCGCUUACUUCACUCGCUCUUCUGUUUUGUUCUGGUUUUCUAUUUUCUCCUCUGAUCUCCUUCUCGCCUGAACUUGCGACAAAUUACUUACAUUUUCUAGAAUGGUAUUAUGCCUCGGUUUGGAUCAGUAGCUAACAGAAUCCAGAUUAGAUCUUUCUCUAAAUCAAUUACAAAACACCCACUAGUUCCUCCAUCUUCGUCUUCAAUUCCUUCAGACAAGUUCGCUUUUUUCGUGGACAAUUGCUCAGACGCUUUCUCACUUAGAAAACUCCAUGCUCGUAUUCUUGCUCUGGGCCUCGGCAACCAUAUCUUUCUGGGCUCUAAACUUCUGAAUUGCUAUGCAAAGUUGGAACUUGUGUCAGAAUCUAGAUGGGUUUUCGAUGCAAUUGUCAAUGGAAGUCUCUCUCUUUGGAACUCAAUCCUCGUUGGGUAUUACAGAACUGGUCACUUCCGUGAAGUUGUGAGGCGGUACAUUCAUUUGAGGCAGUGGAACAUUGGGUUGGAUAGUGCAGCCAUUACGUUUGGUUGUAAGAGCUGUAUUGAGUUGAGUAAUUUGGAAUUGGGUAGAGGAAUCCAUGCAGAUGCAUUCAAGUUUGGGUUGAAUGCAAAUGGGUUUGUGGGUUCGUCGCUUAUUGGGUUGUACUGUGGGUGUGGGGAUAUUGGGGAUGCGUAUAAGGUGUUUGAUGAAAUUACUGACCCAGAUGUUGUUGUGUACACUUCGAUUAUUACAGGGUAUGCUCACAUUGGUGAUUUUCGGGCUUAUGAGGCUUUCGAGAUUGCUGGCCGAAUGCAAAGGCAAGGUUUGCAUCCUAAUAGGGUCACCCUGGUGAGCUUACUUCAGGCAGCCUCACAGUUAGACGCACUCAAAGAAGGUCGUUCGGUCCAUGGCUACGCUAUUAGAAGAGGAAUUGGUGGUUUUGAUGAGGUGUUUGAAACAAGUCUCAUGGACAUGUAUAACAAGUGUGGGGCACCUAAAAUGGCAGCCUGCAUUUUUGGCAAGAUGAAGAAAAAGACAAUUGGUUUAUGGAAUGUGAUGAUUGCAGGUUAUCUUAAAUCCGAGCAGCCCUUGGAAGCUUUCCGCCUUUUCUGUCAAGUGAUGCAAGAAAAAUAUGUUCCGGAUUUGAUAACUUUCUCCAACGGGAUUUUGUCUUGUGCUCACUUGAGUUAUUUGCGUCAGGGAAAGAGUAUCCAUGGUCACCUAAUUCGAGUUGGUGUUGAACUUGAUCUAGUAGCAACCACUUCUCUGGUCGAUUUGUACUCCAAAUGCCACAAGUUGAUCCAAGCCAGGGCAUUAUUUGAUCGAAUGGAGAAAAAGGAUGCUAUCUUGUACGAUGUGAUGAUGGCUGGUUAUCUGCACAAUUAUUUUGCUAGUGAAGCUAUGGAUAUCUUUCUGGAAAUGGUUGAAGGGGGAGUUAAACUAAACCUAGGUUCCAUUUUGAGUGUACUUUCUGCAACUUCGGAAUUGAAAGACAUAAGAAAAGGCAAGUGCAUUCAUGGGUAUGUAAUAAGACAUGGAUUUGAUUUGAAUGUUGAAAUUGCCAAUCAGACAAUCUACAUGUACUCAAAAUGUGGUCAUAUAGUCUGUGCGAGGCAAAUCUUCAACAAGAUAAUAUAUAGAGACUUGGUCUCAUGGACUUCAAUGAUGAUGGGUUAUGUUCAUCAUGGGCAUGCUGAUGAAGCUAUAUUCUUGUUCCGAUUAAUGCAAAGGGAGCAGGUGGAAGAUGAUACAGUCGCGCUGUUAACCUUGCUUCAGGCACUUUGUCAGCUUGGGUGUCUGAAUCUAGUGAAGGAAGUCCACUGUCACUUGUAUAGAGUUAAUACAGACAAUGAGAUAUCUCUCACCAAUUCUUUGAUUACUGCUUAUUCUAAGUGUGGAAAGUUAAACAUGGCUGCAAAUCUUUUUGAUCAUGCAGUUAAACGGUGUCCUACUUCAUGGAAUGCAAUGAUACUUGCAUAUGGGAUGCAUGGAAAAUGUAUGGAGGCCCUCAUGGUAUUUGAACAGAUGAAAAGUGAGAAAGUUGAGCCUGAUGAGGUUACCUUUACAUCAAUUCUUACUGCUUGUAGCCAUUCUGGCAUGGUAAAUGAGGGGCUGCGAGUCUUCAAGUCCAUGGUUGAGGAUUUCUCUAUAAUCCCAUGUGAAGAGCAUUAUGGUUGCAUGGUAGAUUUAUUAAGCCGAGCAGGACUGCUUGAAGAAGCAUAUAAACUGGUUAAAUCCCUACCAUCAAGGCUUCGUGGUUCUACACUUGGCACCUUGCUUGCAGCUUGUAAGUUACAUGGAAAUACAGAGAUGGGGGAGGAUUUAGGAAGGCGUCUCUUGGAUUUAGAACCCAAGAAUUCUAGUGCUUUUGCCAUGGUUUCAAGUUUAUAUGCAGAAGGUGGAAAGUGGGGUGAAGUAGUCAGAAUAAGAGCCACAGAAAAAGGGAGAGGUUUAAAAAGAACUCCAGGGUAUAGUCUGAUACAGGUAGAUUAACGUAGAAAGUGGGUGAAGUAGUCAGAAUAAGAGCCACAGAAAAGAGAGAGGUUUAAGAAGAACUCCAGGGUAUAGUCUGAUACAGAUGGACUACAUAUAUACUUCACAUAUAUUUUGGGUGGAAGACAAUCUGGUUGCAACAGGUGAAGUCCUCUCAGAUUCCCUUACCUAUUUCCAGGCAAAAGGUAUAUAGAAUCUGAUAAGGCACAAGCAUCUGAAAGACCUUCAAAUUUAGAACAACUCUUGCCAGAGAAGUGAAUGGAAUUUGCCUGAGCAGGGCCUGUGUAGUAUGAUGGAAUGAACUCUCCGGUAACAAAUCUGAUUGCGGUGAAGGCCACAAAUAUAUUCAACGUAUGUGCGGUAACACAACUUAUCCAAAUGGUCACAAAUUCGGCAGUGAGUUCAAGUUACAAUGCCGAAUGAUGCCGAUAACCGCCAGGAUUUAUUGGUUCUCACUAUAAAUAAUAUAUCACAAGGUGUUUAACUAGAUGUUAGUAUUUGAUAAUAGUCCCCACUCUAUGUUACGAGUACCAUGUACGUAUAAGUAAGCACCUCUACGUAUGAACAUAUUCCAAGAUCUCCAAGAUCCAGAAACUGAUUGUGAUUUGUGGACAGUUGGUCAUUGAAGGACUUCCUAGUAGCCUUGAAGAGAUGGUGAAGAAAUGCUCGCUAGAAUCUACUCAAACUACUUGAGAUAUCAAGCACCAUGCAUGGGACGCUGUUCGUAGUAUGUUUGAAAUAUCUGCGGAUACGCCAAUAUAUCCCUUUUUGAAUGAAGGAUAUGUCAUAUAUAGGGAAAAUGUUGUAGUAAAUGUAUAAAUGUCUACAUCAUGGAGUAUGUUUGGUAAGCACUUGAGAAGUGGAGAAGUUUGGUAACAAAUAUGAUAUUGUUUGUAGGGUAAUUCACACUACUUUGUAUCCCUAUAUAAACUCUCCAUUGUGAGAAGAAUAAAUCAACC